CGGGGAGACCACAGCAAAAGCAACAGACUGUGGUUAUUUAUUUAUUUUAUUUGUUGCUUAAAAAGUUUAUUUGUGCUUUCAGUGACAUUGUCGAUCUACGAAAAAAUUGCAUCAAAAGUAGGAAAUGGAAAUAUUAUCGCAAGAUGAAACGAAGCCAGCCUCCACACUGUCAGUUUUUAGUUACAUCCCACCAAGAAGGACUGAUCCGAAGGAGCUGACGUACUUCAAUUGUGACUCCAAGGCUCAGGAGACCUUCAUGUAUGACUGCAUAAACCGCCGAUCGGAGGGCUACGAUAACAAGCUGCACAGGGAUGACAGAGAACACGCCAAAGGCAGAGGACUGGAAAUCCACCGGGAGGAGCUGUCAAGACCCAUAGCGGUUCGAUCAUCUUCAGAAUAUGGGAGGCGUCCACCUUUCCUGAUGUACAAGCCAGAUCGGCAGUUUGUCCGUGUCGCACACGUACGCUCGGAAUUCUUCCGGAAAAAUGGAAUUACUCAGUCUGUUGCUGAGGGGUAUGGAUCUGUCUCUCCUGUCUGAGUCUUGUGUGUGCGAAACUUAUGCUGAAAUUUGUGCACACAAUCACACACACUGUUUGCAAUCAUUAAAAUAAUUAUGUAAAGUUAUCAGUCUUUUAUGACAUAUAUAACAAACUAUAGCAUUCUGUUGAUGAGGGGUAUGGAGGGGUAUAGAUAUGUCUCUCCUGUCUGAGACUUGUGUGAAACAUAUGCACGCAAACUCACACACACACAUUGCAUUUCUUUGAAUGCAAUCAUUAAAAUAAUUAUGCAAAGUCUUUUAUGACACAUAUAGCUGUCGUUGACAAAUAAAGGCGGCUUUGUGAAUUACAUUUACGUCUUUUUUUGUUUGCAAUGUUUGCUGCUCAUUUCCAUUAAACCUAAUUGGAGUGUGGCUUGGAGAGGUUUUCCUUUAUGUAAAUUUUUUGUCCCGUUGUGUUUGUUGGUUUGCUGUGCCUACAGCGACCCUCUAAUACAGCGAGUUCUGAUUUGAUUACCAUAGCUUAAAGUGAUGUUUUGAGUUCUGUGUUUAUCACAUUUCUUGUAAUUGCAGAAAUACUGAAAAACAGCUCUGAGAGACAAAUGUACAUUGGGGGAAAACAAUGUGCCUCUCGAAUUGUCACAUGUGAAUGCAAGAACUAUGUAGAACCAUUAUGUUUUUCAUUUCUCCAGUAGAUGUUGUUUGAUGGAGCUGCUAGUGAAUAUGACCAAAGGGCAUCAUUAUUUUUCGUAAACAUAUGCAAGAUGUUAUACAGUGUAUUAAAAAAAGAAAAUAAGUCAAUAUAUCCAUAAAUAUGUGUCCUCAUAUUUUAUUAUGGUACUUGGGUAUAAAGUUUUUAAUCAUAUUAUUGAGUUCACCAUACGAAUCUAAUUCCACAGUCUUUGUGGCAGUACCUGAUAUCUAUACCUUUAUUCUUAGUUAAUCCAUGAAUCUCAUUCAUUCGACAGCAGGCAAUGCAUUUCAUAUCUCAAGAAGGCAAGGAAUGUCAUAUGUACAAACUUUUAAUGAAUAGGCUUUACAAAACAAUGUCAUUAAAAC
Conger conger (European conger) is the source of this 1555-nucleotide messenger RNA. RefSeq names its product cilia and flagella associated protein 90 (gene cfap90). The coding region runs from base 125 to 538 and encodes 137 amino acids. The record is from RefSeq and is a predicted model, not a curated record. NCBI's taxonomy places the organism in Eukaryota, Metazoa, Chordata, Actinopteri, Anguilliformes, Congridae. The transcript has 3 exons.